AUGGUGAAACCUGAGCCUGAUGCAGAAGCUGAGGGCAUCAUCAUCCCUCAAAGCAACGAUCAGACCAGUAACCAAGCCACUCAGGCUGGUGACAAUCAUGCUCAGAGCAGUGACCAGGCUGAGGAGCAGGCCAGUUCUGAGAGCAGCAACCAGAUCCACCCCAGUGUCAGCCAAUUUGGUAACCAGACUGGUGUCCAGACAAGCACUGACCAUGACAGCAUCACUGAGCAAAUUAGGCGCACAUAUGGAAAUGGUGUCCAGAUCACUGAACCUAGAAGCAGGAUGACCAGGGCAUACCGUGACUAUGUCUAUGGGGAUCGAUACUUUGCCCCCAGAGAUAACGAGGGCCACCCUCCUGGUCAUUUUGCAGAUCUUGUGAGAUACUUCUACCAAGACGACGAGUUCUCCGAUCUUACUAUCCGUCUACGCGACCAUAAGUUCAGAGUCCACAAGAUGGUGCUCUGCCGUCAGUCACAUAAAUUUGCUGAGCUGGUCAAGGGUAUGAAUCGCUAUACGAAGACACUCACAUUACCAAACCAAAACAUUGAUGUCGCGGCCUUCAAGGCAAUGCUUGCCUUCUUGUAUGGAUUCAGAUAUGAAGGACGCAUUGCAGGCUCGCCCAUGGCCCAACAUUUCACCAUGGUUCAUAUGGGCUUUGAUUUCGACAUCUAUCGGUUGAAGAAGUAUGCAUUGAAGAGGGUCAAGGAAGUUACCGAGUUCCUCUGUAUCAUUCCGGAAUUUAUAUCCGACCUUGACCAAGAACUGGCUCGUGGAUUGACCGGAGAUAUUGUUCUUCCCCUUUACGUUAUGAUCCUCAACGUUUGUCGUGUUAAUAUCUUCUGGUUGCUCAAGUACCAGGCAUUCAACGACGUCUUGGACACCAAACCGGGGUUUGCUCAUGAUCUUCUCACGACUUUGGGGGACGAGUAUCCAGCGUAUUGGUGUCUCAGUUGCUACGCACGCUGGCACCGCGCACCCUGUCCUGGUUGUCGUAGUGAGGAAAACUGGGCCAAGUUUUUUCAUUGA
This is a messenger RNA of Talaromyces stipitatus ATCC 10500, 1026 nucleotides long. RefSeq lists its product as uncharacterized. Bases 1 to 1026 code for a protein of 341 amino acids. The transcript is spliced from 3 exons. NCBI's taxonomy places the organism in Eukaryota, Fungi, Ascomycota, Eurotiomycetes, Eurotiales, Trichocomaceae. The record is from RefSeq and is a predicted model, not a curated record. Gene Ontology annotation, molecular function: protein binding.